ACCAAACUCCCACUCUCAUCUAUCCUGAGUUCACAGAUUUGCUCAUAUGUGAUGUCCCAAAAUGCAGUGCUUCAGCUCCAUUAGAUCAUCCCUUUCCAUCUCUUAGAUCACCCUCAAUCUCGUCCAGAAAAAUGGGCUCCACCCAAUCGGUACAAGAAGGCGAAGAAGAUAGCCCCGACGACGAGGAACAAGUCGACGACGAAGAUGAAGAAGAGGAAGACAACAAUGAACCCAACAUAAGACAACUCGAAAACAACCACUUGGUCAAGAAAGUGCUGAAGCAGGAGCCCGAAAUGUUACCCUGCUACGCUUCGGCAACCCCCCUCUCUCCGCAGCAAUCUUCCUUGGGUACUCCUAGGAUGGGUCCUUCAAUCAAGGUGUGGGACCCUUAUAAUGUAUUGGCUCCGCCUCCACCGCUUCCCCCGCCGCCUGUUUUCUCUCGUUCGUUUUCUUUCGACGAUGAUCGGAUGGUGCUUGAGGUUUAUUUCAUUAGCCAUGGCGAGUGUGAUUUGAAUUUGAGGCCUAAUAUUGUCGGUGGAAGAUGCGACGGAGCCGCUUUGACUUCUAAUGGGAAGCGCCAAGCCAGGGCUUUGGCUGUCUUCCUAAAUUCUCAAGGGGUUAGGUUUAAUGCUGUUUAUUGCUCUCCGUUGGAUCGGGCUAGAUCUAUGGCUCUUUCCGUUUGUCAGGAGAUGAAUUUUGCAGUAGCAGAGAUACAACCCUCUGGUGCACUUAUGGAUCUGAAUAUGGGGCACUGGGAGGGGUGCCCUCGGUCAGAAAUAUAUACACCUGAAGUUUUGGGUCUAAUGGAAAGAUACCAGCCUGAUUUUUCUGCACCUUCUGGAGAAUCUCUCAGGCAAUUGGAAUUUCGUAUGGCUCAAUUCUUGAAUGGGACAGUCCUUGGACUUUCUGAAAAACUUAGAUCUGAAUUUUGCUUACACCAGAAUGAGAAUCAAGGAUUUACACACCAUGACAACCAUGCUUUAACCAACUCAGUUCAUGAUAGAGAUGUAGCUUCUCUUCAACUACCCCAUUGGGAUAUGCUUCAAAAGCAGCGACCUGGUCUAUCAAGGAAGACGUCUGGUAAGAGCAGGCUACAAUUUGUGUCGAAUGUUGGUGAACAUGAUGCUGAUGAUGAAAUGUCUCCUCGGGAAAACAGUCAUCAGUCUGACCUUCAUGACUUAAAUGUCAGGAGUUCCUCUCCCCCCUCCACUUCCUUGGCCUCCACUUCUGUUGGUGUUUUUACUCAUUCCCUGCCAAUUAAAUGUCUUCUCACGGGCCUCCUUGAGUGUAGUCCUGUAAUGUCACGUAAGGUGUGCAUAGAGGACUCUUCUGUGACUGUAUUACAGCAUUCUUGGAAAACAGGUUGGCAGAUUAAACGGUUGAAUGAUACUGCACAUCUUAGGCUUCUUUAGUUGGGGUUUGAGGGUUGCAUGCUGUCCUACAGCAGAAUUAGCGUCCCAAAAAGUGAAUUGUUAAUUGUUGGUUAAAAUAUGGCAUUACUAUGAUUCUUCGUCCAAGUUGUAAUUCUGCAACUCACGAUCUCACUUGUGUUUCAUCUACAUUAUAUGUGUUGUAGCAUUCAAAUUUGAAUAGUUAAUUCAACAUUCAUGGUAUCCAAAGAGAAGAAUUCUUUUGGAAGUUGGAGUUUUGUAUCGGAUGAUUCUUUGUGAUUUGUAGUGUUUAUGACCGUUGAUUUUUAUAGAGUGAAUUUAUUUAUGAAGUAAUUCCUGAACUGCA
Hibiscus syriacus is the source of this 1737-nucleotide messenger RNA. RefSeq lists its product as uncharacterized. Lineage: Eukaryota; Viridiplantae; Streptophyta; Magnoliopsida; Malvales; Malvaceae. The record is from RefSeq and is a predicted model, not a curated record. The transcript has 2 exons. The coding region runs from base 132 to 1412 and encodes 426 amino acids.